Hemibagrus wyckioides is the source of this 1628-nucleotide messenger RNA. RefSeq names its product capping actin protein of muscle Z-line subunit alpha 1b (gene capza1b). The transcript has 10 exons. Gene Ontology annotation, cellular component: F-actin capping protein complex; actin cortical patch. NCBI's taxonomy places the organism in Eukaryota, Metazoa, Chordata, Actinopteri, Siluriformes, Bagridae. Gene Ontology annotation, molecular function: actin filament binding. Gene Ontology annotation, biological process: actin cytoskeleton organization; barbed-end actin filament capping. Bases 59 to 919 code for a protein of 286 amino acids. The record is from RefSeq and is a predicted model, not a curated record.
CGUGACAGGCUGCUUCCCAGAAUGCAUUGCGUUUUGAGGCUGGUCUGCUAGAGCUAAGAUGACCGACUUUGAGGAACCGCUCUCCGACGAGGAGAAGGUCCGCAUAGCAGCAAACUUUGUUACCCAUGCUCCACCUGGCGAGUUCAACGAAGUGUUCAACGAUGUGCGGCUUCUACUCAACAAUGACAACCUCCUCAGGGAGGGGGCAGCCCAUGCCUUUGCCCAGUAUAACAUGGAUCAAUUUACCCCUGUAAAACUGGAAAAUUCGGAGGAGUCGGUUCUGAUUACGGAGCAUGGGGAUUUGGGUCAGGGACGCUUCUUUGACCCGCGGAGCCACAGGUCGUUCCGUUUUGAUCACCUGCGUAAAGAGGCCAGUGAUCCGCAGCCUUACCAGGGUGAGACCGCCCUGCACUCCUGGAGGGACGCCUGUGAUACUGCACUUAGUGCCUACGUCAAGGAGCAUUACCCUACUGGAGUGUGCACGGUAUAUGGAAAAACCGUGGACGGUCAGAAGACCAUUAUUGCCUGCAUCGAGGGACAUCAGUUUCAGCCUAAAAACUUCUGGAACGGGCGCUGCAGGUCAGAAUGGAAGUUCACCAUCAACCAGCCUUCCUCUCAGGUGGUGGGAGUGCUGAAAAUCCAGGUGCAUUAUUAUGAGGAUGGCAAUGUGCAGCUGGUCAGUCAUAAAGAGGUGGAAGAGUCUAUCAUAGUCACUGAUGAAGAGACGACUGCCAAGGAAUUUGUAAAAAUCAUUGAAAAUGCAGAGAAUGAUUACCAGACGGCUAUCAGUGAGAACUACCAGACAAUGUCAGACACGACCUUCAAAGCUCUGCGCAGGCAGCUUCCCGUCACCCGCACCAAGAUUGACUGGAACAAGAUUCUCAGCUACAAGAUCGGCAAAGAGAUGCAGAACGCCUAGAACGUGCCUGGUUCCAGCUCUCUUCCUCUCUCUCAACGCAGAACCGGUCAAAAAGAAAACCACAUGCUGUUCGCUAAUCAGAGGGAGACCCCCCAUCCCUGAAAAAAACAAAAAAAACAAACAAAAAAAAAAAAAACCCACAAAUAAGUCAAGGAACUUGCUCUAUCAAUGUUACUAAGAGGAUGUGAUUCCAUUCAAUUUCGGGUUUGUAAAAGGACUCAGCUAAUGGAGGAGGGUCGGACAUGAGCUUAUAGGGAGUCUGGAUCUAAAUUACUGGCAAAUCCGAUGCCAUUAUUGCAUUUAUGUGAAUUCAUCUGAUACCCGUGUAUCCAAAAUUCUUUUGAAAGGGUGUACAGUGUAGGUUUUUUUUUUUUUUUUUUUUUUUUUUUUUUUUUUUUUUUUGGUGUCGUGAGCUGCGAUGGUUUGGAAUGUUUGUGAGUAUGGUUUAAUUGUCCUAAAGAGAAGCGGAGAAAAUGCUGUCUGUCUCACUCAGUAACUACUGACUGCAGUACAAUACUCGGUACAAACCUCCUCUUCUUUUAGAGUCAGCGUAUGUAAGGAGGGAAGGCUUGUGUCUGAGUGUUGGAAUUGGUCUUUGUCUUAAUGCCUCACUCUUAGUACCUCCCUUCUGUAACUUAAACCCUCCCAGAAAAAGACGACAUUUAAAAAAAAAUAUGUAUGGAUUCCUGAAUUAAUAAAAGCAAAGAAA